Messenger RNA from Pelagomonas calceolata, 1618 nucleotides. The record is from the annotation of a GenBank genome assembly. Lineage: Eukaryota; Pelagophyceae; Pelagomonadales; Pelagomonadaceae.
CAGCGAUCCUAUCGCCCUGCUGUGCUAUCUGUGUUAUAGCACAUCCUGGUGAGCAGUGCGCAGUGGUUACACGUGACCAGCCCAGCUCUCGGCGAGCAAAAUCAGCGCUGCCAGCUGCUGCACUGCAACUCAUGCAGCGCUGCGCGCUGUGCGCGCGCGGACUAGGGCUCACAAGCGCUGCGGAUGGCAGUAUGCGGAUGCUGCGUUGAUUUCUGAUUGAAAAAUGUAUUCCCUGCGCGUCUCGUUGGUCUUGGCGUGCAUGGUCAUCACCGGCGCCAGCCGCAGUGUAGCCGUGAAGCUGUUCUAUGAUCUGGGCUUCCGGAAUCCGCUGUUCGUCACGCUACUCUACUUGACGGGUCAGGGUCUGUCCCUGGUCGUGUACCUGGUCUCUCGACGGUCGUCGCCGCCGCCCGCGCGACGACGGCCGCGCUACAAAAAAGUCUCGAUCGAGCUCCCGACGCGAAACGUGGUCCCGAAUCCUAUGCACGCGGACGACGAGUGCCCCGGCGCCAUGGAGGACGAGGUGAAGGCGCCUGUAGUAGAAGCCAAGGACGAAGAGAAAACACCAGAGAGACGUCGAAGCGGGUCGCCCACGGGUCUGACCACCGAGUCGCACAACGCGGCGACGGUGACGUGGGUCCACGCGAUACCCUGGUACCUCAAACCCGUCGUUCCGGGCUUCUUCAACCUCUGCAAUUCGGCCAUGCGCUGGGGCUCGCUCAUCUACGUCGCCGCAUCGAUGGCCGAGAUGCUCAUCAGCGGUCUCGAACUGCUCCUGAGCGUCGUCGCGGCGCGCUGCAUCCGCAAGCGGCGCAUUUCCUGGUCGCGCUGGGUCGGUGUAGUUGUGGUGGCUCUUGGCUUGGUCCUGGUGCGGCUCGCGAAUCGUAAUUCUGCUAAAGAAGAAAAGGGUCGCCACGCGUGGAUCGGCGACGUCCUUAUCGUCGGCCAAUGCGUCAUGUCGGUGAUUCAGGACAUGUCAGAGGCAGUGUGGAAAUCAAUCUCCUCGUCAUCGAGCAGACGCAGUCACGGGAACGACAUUGCGUCGAUGGCGUGGCGCCUGAAAUUUAAUUUCCACACAGGACCGAGGAGCUCUUCAUGCACGAGGCCGCGUUCCCCGCGACGCUGCUGUUGGGCAUGGAAGGUUUGUUCGGGCUCCUCUUCGGCGUGCCGCUGUACUUGCUUUUCGCGCGUCGCUUCGGCGAGUCGCCGUCCGCCACGAGGGACGCGAUCGCGGCGUCGCCGUCGAAGGCGGGAGCCAUGGUCGGGCUCACGUUGCUGUUCACGCUCACGGGCGUCUUCAACAUCAUGGCGACGAGCGUCACCUCGUCCAUGACGCGCAACGUCUGGAAGAACUUUCGAACGGUGUUGGUCUGGGCCUUCGGUCUGAUAUUGUUCUACGCGACCCGGGACGACGACCUCGGCGAGAAGUGGAUCUUCCCGAAUUCCGUCUUCGUACUGUGUGCGUUCUGUGUUAUGCUGUCGGGCGCGUAUGUCUAUUAUACGCGGACAUAAGUGGCCGUGGCGGCUCUGACGAGUGGCCGCCGGGCUGGCUGCGGACGCGCGCGGCGACGGCGGCGGCGAAGAGAUGAGCUGCGGUGGGAAUGUAGAUGUGUUGAUA